Molecule: messenger RNA, 809 nt
Organism: Carassius carassius (crucian carp)
Lineage: Eukaryota; Metazoa; Chordata; Actinopteri; Cypriniformes; Cyprinidae
Product: caveolin-2-like
Exons: 4
Coding region: 262-774 (170 amino acids)
Biological process (GO): caveola assembly
Cellular component (GO): caveola
Molecular function (GO): molecular adaptor activity
Source: RefSeq, a predicted model, not a curated record
AGUCACUUCUACACACUAGACUAUGGCAAAGAACACAAGGCAGAAAGAGUGAGGUCACUCCUCCACACUGAAAGACGGUCCCCUCCUGUAAUUGUUUGAUACAGGCCACAUAUUCAUCUGUUAGAUGUGGACAACAAGAACAUUUAUGGAGAUUAUCAGUGUCUGUCCGACUGAUCAAAACUGUUGCUUUUGCUGAAUUUGCUUUAUUGACCUGGACAGGAUUACAGUUUAUUUUUGGCCAGGAAUAUUAAAUAGGUCAGUAUGAUGUCAGACGAGUAUUUGGUGGAGUGUAAUAUUGAUGAUGAUGAUGAUGAUGAUGAAGAUGAUGUGAAGAAGAUCCAGCCGUCUCCGCCACCUCCUCCACAGUUCUCCUCCACCUCGUCCCUCACUCAGUGUGAGAGCAGGGAUCCCUGGGGCCUCAACAAACACUUGAAGAUAGAGUUCAGCGAUGUUUUGGCGGAGCCCGCGUCCACGCACAGCUCUGACCGCGUGUGGGUGUACAGCGGCAUCGGGUUCGAGUCCGCGCGGCUCUGGGGUUACCGCUGUGUCACAGCGCUCUGUGCGGUUCCCCUCUCCUGUCUCUGCGGCUGUCUCUUUGCCCUACUGGCCUGUAUGCACAUCUGGUGUGUGAUGCCCUGUAUCCAGGUGUUUCAUAGCUGCCUGCCCUGUGUGAGGUCACUGUGGAUGAGUGUGGUUAAUAUCUUCAUCACUCCAUUCUGCACAUCUGUGGCUCGCUGUUGCAGUGGCGUAUAUGUGGUGUUCUCCAAAGAGUGACGAGACACAAGGAGGAAUCUGAAGAAGCUCGUUUU